AUUAGCUCCUAGUGUACCAAAACAUUCUGGGUCAAUAUGGGCUCAACUGCCAAAUCCUCACAAAGAAUGGGAAGUGGAAUUUUCUUUUAGAAUGUCAGGGAAUUACUUUCUUGGUGGCCGAGGAAUGGCAUUUUGGUAUACUAAAGAACAAAACAAAGGAGGUUCGUUGUUCGGGUGUAAGGAAAAGUGGGAUGGGUUGGCGAUUUUUUUUGAAACUGUGGAUCAUGUUAGAAAGCGUGAGAAUCCUUACAUAAUGGCGCAUGUCAAUGAUGGUUCUGUUUCCUAUAACAACAUUUUGGACCCUUUUGCCGUUAAAAUGGCUGGCUGUUACCGAAUGCUUCGUAAUACUCAAGUACCAAUAUUUGUAAAACUUACUUACUAUAAUAAUACUCUAAAGUUGAUGAUUGAUACUAGUGAUGGAGGCGAUUCUUAUAACGUUUGCUUUUCAAAACCCGGGGUGUCUUUACCGUCGGGAUAUUAUUUCGGAAUUUCGGCUGCUGCGGAAGGUGCUACACCAGAUGAUCACGAUAUACUUUCCUUUGAAACAUAUGAAAUAAAUCCGACUGAAAAACGAGACAGACCGUUACGCCCCCAUGAAGCUGAAAAAGCAAAAAAAUCACCUUCAGAAUCAUUCGAAAUACCAGAAGAUCUUAAACAGCGUAUUGAAAAUAUUCAAAAGAUAGUAACAAAGACAGAGGAUACGCGUGAAAAAGGAGAUCCAAGAAAUCUUGAUUUUAUAAGAGGAAUGCAAAUCAGGAUACUUGAAUCUCUUGAUAAAGUGCAUGAACAAUUACGUACCUUAGAUGGUAGUCCGAAAGGUAGUGAUAACUAUUAUAGUGGUUCAAGCAAGACAGAAAGCCAAUUGGCUGCCGUUUCACAAAAAUUGGAUAGAAUUAUUUCAAGUAUCACGUCCCUCGAAACAAGAAUAUCUCGAAUUCCUUUAGAUGGAGGAAACGAUCAUGCAAUUAGGGAUUUAAAGGAAGACGUGCAACGUAUAGCAAGUAAAAUUGAGUCUUUAGACACUCGAAUCGCUGGACAAUUCUAUCAGACACAAAGAAGUUUUCAUGAUGCUGCUAAACUUCGAGAUAAAGAUUCAUCAACCACAUCAAUAUGGAUAUAUUUAAUUUACUUUACUUUAUUUGCAAUCCUAACUAUUGGUGGAUAUCUAUUAUACCAAACAAAAAUGGAAUUAGAUCAAAAGAAAUUUAUUUGA
Racocetra persica is the source of this 1213-nucleotide messenger RNA. NCBI's taxonomy places the organism in Eukaryota, Fungi, Glomeromycota, Glomeromycetes, Diversisporales, Gigasporaceae. The record is from the annotation of a GenBank genome assembly.